Acaulospora morrowiae is the source of this 207-nucleotide messenger RNA. The record is from the annotation of a GenBank genome assembly. NCBI's taxonomy places the organism in Eukaryota, Fungi, Glomeromycota, Glomeromycetes, Diversisporales, Acaulosporaceae.
AUGAGGAGAUUGAUUGCAAGGGCUACGAGGAACCCUGUCACCACAGAAAGAAGUAUCACGGCUGAUGUGGGAUCGACGCAGUACACUUGGAAUAAAUUUGCCAUGCAACAAUGGGUUGCUUUCCUGGCCAUUGAACAAAGAGAUGUACGACAGGAUGGUGUGCUUGAAGAGAUCACAAAGAUCAAGAAAAUUAAAUCUCAGGUUUAG